AUGGGUGACAGCCUCUCCAGCCUCGAGGAGCAGGCACGCUCCAUCGAGAGGACAAUCCCGUCCAAAUCCACCGGCAAGGCCGUACUGGCUGCCACCGUCAAGACGGCUGAGCUGUACCUCCAGGCUCUUCGCCUCGCUGACAAACCGUCUGACCGGCAGAGGUUCGACGCCAGGUUCAACGAGCUCCUAGCCCGGGCCGAGCGGCUCAAGGCAGCCCAGGAUGAACAACAGCACAGACCGGGCCCGGCGGGAGGGUCAAGAGAGCUGCUCAACCCACCGAUCUCGAAACGUGAGCUCACCACGAGAGAGAAAAUCAUCCUCCUGGAGAGCGGAAAAUUGAAUGGGUUCAAGUUCAACCCUUGGACAGCUCCACCGUCCGCGGACGAAUUUGCACUUCGUGAGGGUGGCCCUCUCUUCACAGACUCGGGUUCCCUGCCGCUGUCUCCGGGCCAGCUGGAAUCAUUUGAUGGUUGGAAACGACCGCAGCAAGCACUUCCAUCGGUGCACAGCGAGCCCAAUGGUCACAAUGGCGCUCACGGGGCCGUCAUGUAUUUGCCUGAGCCUAUGGACCUGGUGCAGGAUAUGACAUCGGACUGCUCGGUGGUUGCAAGCCUCUGUGCUCUGACUUCGAGGGUCGAGCGUGGCUUUCCAAAGAUCCUGCGCACUGUAGUACAUCCUUUCGACUACGAGACCGAUCGCAUGAUACUGUCACCUAACGGAAAAUAUAUUCUCAAGUUAUAUUUCAAUGGUUGCUGGAGAAGGGUGGAGAUUGACGACUAUCUGCCGUCCUCCAAGACCAGCCGAGUCCUGCAUGUGAUUGACCGCCGACAUCCCCGAUUGCUAUGGCCGGCCCUGGUUGAGAAAGCGUAUCUGAAGGUCCGUGGUGGCUACGACUUUCCCGGGAGCAACUCUGGUACGGAUCUGGCCGUGCUGACCGGGUGGAUUCCCCAACAAAUCUUUCUUCACGAUGAAGAAGUUGAGCCAGAUCACUUGUGGGAAGAGAUUAUUGCCCAAUUUCGAAGAGGAAAUGUUCUCGUCACUAUUGGAACCGGCAAAUUACCCCGUCGUGAGCAGAGGCACCUCGGUCUGGCAGCCGAACACGACUACGCGGUCCUCGACAUAUCUACUGAUGGUCAUGCCAAAGAGAUGCUGGUCAAAAACCCCUGGGCGGAUGGGGAUGUGUGGCGGGGGGCAGCUAGACGCCGCCCGAACCGGAACGACGAAGGAUCCUCGGUCACGACGCCCGAGAACGACGAGAUGAUGCCAGGCACAUUUUGGGUGGACUUCAACAGCGUCUUUCAAUACUUUGAGAAUAUGUAUCUCAACUGGAACCCUGGUCUGUUUUCGCACCGGGAAGACCUCCACUUCUCAUGGGACCAGGCCAAUGCCACUUCAAGUGCCAACUUGAUUGUCGACAAUCCCCAGUUCUCAGUGGCAGCUUCCGACACGGGUGAAGUGUGGCUGCUACUACAGCGACAUUUCCGCACCGGGGACUACACACAGGAGACAACAAAAGAAAAUGGAUAUAUCGCCCUCUACUUAUAUGCCCGUGACGGCAACAGGGUCAUCUCGAGUGAAGGUGCAAAGAUACGAGGGCCAUUUGUGGACUCUCCCAACACCCUGUUGAGGUUCCAAGCUACGGCGCGAUCGUCCUACACUGCAGUUUUGAUAUCACAAGAUCUACCUCGGGGGAAAAUGAACUUUACAAUUUCGGCUUUGUCCAAAGCUCCGGUCGCACUAUCAGAAGCACGGCUGCCAUAUCCCCAGAAGGCCAGCCUCAGCUCCGCCUGGACUAGGUCGAACGCUGGAGGAAACUCGGACUCAGCAAAUUACUUGUCCAAUCCCCAGUUCCGAAUGUCCCUGUCGUCUGCGCAGAGGAUUGCACUAGUUCUGAGACUGGUCGAAUCGGGCAAGCCUGCCACUGCAGCAGAUCCCGACAUCAAUGUCAAAAUCUUGGUCCUAUUCAGCAACGGGUCAAGGAUUACCCGACUGCGCCCACGGGAUGUCUUCGCCCAUUCGGGAGACUAUCGACGAGGGAGUGCUGUUGUCGAAACCCAGCUAGAACCCGGCAACUAUACAGUCAUCUGCUCUACAUUCGACCAAGGCGAGUGCUCAGAUUUCUGCCUCGACCUGUACUCCUCUGCCGGUGGGACAACUUUGAAUCAGCUGCCAGCGGAAGGGGCGGGCAGAUUGAGCAUCAAAAGUACCCCAGCCGUGUUUCCGGGUGGCACAAAUCGCCUCCUCGCGCCUCUUGCGAUCUCGAGGCUGUCUCGAAUCUCAUUCGUCGCGCGAUACGAAACCGUUACCACUGCGCAAGCGAAUUCCUCCCUCUUCAAGAUGACCCUUGAGCGAGGUCAAGGGCCAUACAAGCAGAUUCUCGCCACCAGCCAGAUGGACCACGAAGAGUUUAGCAGUGUCUCGUCGGGUCUCCGGAUUGUUGACAUAGACCUGCAGCCCUCGCUGAGCGCGCCUGGCACCAGUGGUCUGUGGCUGGUUCUGGAGCGGUUGGCGCAGGGUAGCCCGGGCAGUGGGGGGGCCGGGAUCGAGGGGCAGAACGAUGAGAUUUUACAAGUAGAGAUGUUCACAGACGAGAGAGUCGAGUUGGGCGCUUGGGGCUUGGGGGACGGUUAA
This is a messenger RNA of Fonsecaea erecta, 2631 nucleotides long. RefSeq lists its product as hypothetical. The transcript is spliced from 2 exons. Lineage: Eukaryota; Fungi; Ascomycota; Eurotiomycetes; Chaetothyriales; Herpotrichiellaceae. The record is from RefSeq and is a predicted model, not a curated record. Gene Ontology annotation, biological process: proteolysis. Gene Ontology annotation, molecular function: calcium-dependent cysteine-type endopeptidase activity. Bases 1 to 2631 code for a protein of 876 amino acids.